CAGCGCAUUAACAAGAUAUCUAUUUUCUGACAUACAAAGACAUCAGAUUGUCAUCCGACCUAUGUCUUGCCGAACCCCCGAUCUAUGUCCGCGUGAAGUAGCCCCCAUCACGUGCGCGGCAAAACCCCGGCCCAAAAUAUCUCGCCCUCAAACGACCGCGACUUCACCCUAGCACCACCGCACUCCAUCCCGCCGCCAUGGUCCUGCGCAUCCGCCUGUCGCGCUUCGGCAAGAAACAUGCGCCAUUCUACAACAUCGUGCUGACGCACGCCCGCACCGCGCGCAACUCGCGGCCCCUCGAGGUUCUCGGCACGUACAACCCGAUUCCGCAACCACCGCGACCGGGCGACACCUACGGACGGCCAUGGAAGGAUAUCCAGCUCGAUGUGAGCAGGGCGCGGUACUGGGUUGGUGUGGGCGCGCAGCCGAGUGAUACCGCGUGGCGGUUGUUGAGCAUGGUUGGCAUUCUCGAGCCGCAGUACCGCAUCUCCAAGAUCCAGGGCCAGGUCAUCAAGGCCGAUUCGGCGGCGAAGUCGCUGUUGCCGGAGACACCCGUUACGCCUCCCGCGGAAGCAGAGGUCACGCAGGAGCAGAAGGCCGAGGCGUGAGCGCGUGCAUUGGGAGGACCGCCAUCUGGCGCCACAGUGGAGGACUACCGCGAAUGACGACAGCUGGGUUGGGCAGUGGAAUUGGAAUGCUAAAAAACGAUGAUUGAGUUGAUCAACGCGAAGAGAGAACGCAGAGGCCGAGAGCAAAAGGUCGCUUGGUCGGACGAAAGAUGAAAGACCAAUGAGAUGCAUGAAUGGGCGUUAUUUGGUAUACCACGAUGUAGACAUUGUAUCAUAUACCUCACACCAGAGGACUUGUACAUGCUGUAAGAAUAGAAAGCUGCCUCGGGCGAGCUCAAUACCAAUUCGCCGGGCGUUAUUCGUCCAAAACCUCA
Messenger RNA from Boeremia exigua, 943 nucleotides. RefSeq names its product ribosomal protein S16 domain-containing protein. The coding region runs from base 198 to 608 and encodes 136 amino acids. Gene Ontology annotation, cellular component: ribosome; mitochondrial small ribosomal subunit. Gene Ontology annotation, biological process: mitochondrial translation. Gene Ontology annotation, molecular function: structural constituent of ribosome. The transcript is spliced from 2 exons. The record is from RefSeq and is a predicted model, not a curated record. Lineage: Eukaryota; Fungi; Ascomycota; Dothideomycetes; Pleosporales; Didymellaceae.